GGCGGGGCCCGGGCCGGGCGGCUUCCGUCCAGCACCGCGCAGCCCCGGCGCCGCGGGGCCCCCAUGCCGGGCCGAUCGCUGCUGCUGUUGCCGCCGCCACCGCCGCCGCUGCUGUUGCUGCUGCUGCUGCCGCCGCCGCCGCCGCCGCUGCUGCUGCGGAGCCCCAGGUGAUUGGCAGCACCAUGUCUGGCCGCGAUCGGGGCACGGAACCGCUCUAUAUCAAGGCAGAGCCUGCCAGCCCAGACAGUCCCCGGGGCUCCUCGGAGGCUGAGCCCGAGCCCCCACCCGCCCGGCCUCCUGGCCCUGCCCCGGCUCGGCGCCGGCUCCCCCCGGGCCGGGAGGAGGAUGAGGAAGGGGAGAGCACAGGGCUGGGCGAGCGGGGUGGCGGGGGCAGUGGGGGCAAGCUGGUGCUGAGCUCGCUGCCCAAGCGCCUCUGCCUGGUGUGCGGGGACGUGGCUUCUGGCUACCACUACGGCGUGGCCUCCUGCGAGGCGUGCAAGGCCUUCUUCAAGCGGACCAUCCAAGGGAGCAUCGAGUACAGCUGCCCGGCGUCCAAUGAGUGUGAGAUCACCAAGCGGCGGCGGAAGGCCUGCCAAGCCUGCCGCUUCACCAAGUGCCUGCGGGUGGGCAUGCUCAAGGAGGGGGUCCGUCUGGACCGGGUCCGGGGAGGACGGCAGAAGUACAAGCGGCGGCCAGAGGUGGAGCCCCUGCCCUUUCCGGGACCCUUCCCCUCUGCUCCUCUGGCACCUGCAGGGGGGACUCGAAAGACAGCCCCUGUCAACGCCCUGGUGUCGCACCUGCUGGUUGCGGAGCCGGAGAAACUGUACGCCAUGCCUGACCCUGCGGGCCCUGACGGACACCUGCCAGCUGUAGCCACACUGUGUGACCUUUUUGACCGAGAGAUUGUGGUCACCAUCAGCUGGGCCAAGAGCAUCCCAGGCUUCUCCGCCUUGUCCCUGUCGGACCAGAUGUCAGUGCUGCAGAGCGUGUGGAUGGAGGUGCUGGUGUUGGGAGUGGCCCAACGCUCGCUGCCCCUCCGGGACGAGCUGGCUUUUGCCGAGGACCUGGUCCUGGAUGAGGAGGGGGCCCGGGCGGCAGGGCUGGGGGAGCUGGGGGCUGCGCUCCUGCAGCUGGUUCGGCGGCUCCAGGCCCUUCGGCUGGAACGGGAGGAAUACGUGCUGCUCAAGGCCUUGGCCCUGGCCAACUCGGACUCGGUGCACAUCGAGGACGCCGAGGCCGUGGAGCAGCUCCGGGAAGCCUUGCACGAAGCCCUGCUGGAGUACGAAGCCGGGCGGGCCGGCGGGGGCGCUGAGCGGCGCCGGGCCGGGCGGCUGCUGCUCACCCUCCCCCUCCUGCGCCAGACGGCGGGCAAAGUCUUGGCCCAUUUCUAUGGGGUGAAGCUGGAGGGGAAGGUCCCCAUGCACAAGCUUUUCCUGGAGAUGCUGGAGGCCAUGAUGGACUGAUGGGGGAGGGCUCUUGUGGACAUGCGUGUGGGGGGGUGCUGGCAGGACCGGCUGGGGGGGAGGGAGGGGGUUGAGCCCCAGAAGAAGCCCAGGGGAGGGCAUGGGCAGUGCCCACAGCCUGCUGGCAGUGCCAGGGCAAUGCCAACAGCCCAUGGGAACCAGGCCCAUGCCCACCCUGCUCCGUUCCAUAGGCACCUAGAGGAUCGAGGCUAGGCAGUGCAGCUCCAACCGCUAGGGGGAAGCACUGCCCCUUGCAAGCCAUAAUCUACCCCCAGGGUUGGGGGGGCCUUGUGGAAGCCAUAAAGGGGGGCUGCUGGGGAAGGGUUAAGAGAUCUCAGGGAGGGAAGGGUUGAGGGGCCCCAGCUUCCCCUUUGGUUAGUGCUUUUUGCUGCUGCUUGGCCCAUCCCCAGGGGCCUGGCUCCCCCCUCUAACAGAGCCGGGGGCUGGAGAGCAAGGACCCCUGAAACCCUUCCCUCCUUGCCAUUUAUACUGGGCAUUAUUACUGCCCCCAAACUCCAAUCCUUUUCCCCCUUUAAAGCAAUAAAUCAGAGCUGGCUCCUCUUCCCCCUCCCCACCCCGCCCUGGAGCUGGGGCCCAGGGAUGAUCCCAGACCCCGGGGAGGGGAGGGGGGCCACAGCAUCUACUCUAUCCCCUGCAUAGCAAUAACACUAUAUUUAUUUUUAGGGUUUGGACUGAGGGAGGAGCAGGGGCCAUUGAGUGGGGGAACAGAGCUGUACAGAGACUCUAUUUUAAUGUAUAUUUGCUGCAAAGAAAAACCAUGUGUUCAGUUUUGAACCUUUAAUGAGGAAAAAAAAAUAUAACAGCAAUCAUCCCA
Antechinus flavipes (yellow-footed antechinus) is the source of this 2298-nucleotide messenger RNA. RefSeq names its product estrogen related receptor alpha (gene ESRRA). Lineage: Eukaryota; Metazoa; Chordata; Mammalia; Dasyuromorphia; Dasyuridae. Gene Ontology annotation, molecular function: sequence-specific DNA binding; zinc ion binding; DNA-binding transcription factor activity. The record is from RefSeq and is a predicted model, not a curated record. The transcript has 7 exons. The coding region runs from base 183 to 1463 and encodes 426 amino acids. Gene Ontology annotation, cellular component: nucleus. Gene Ontology annotation, biological process: regulation of DNA-templated transcription.